This is a messenger RNA of Paramecium tetraurelia, 1344 nucleotides long. RefSeq lists its product as uncharacterized. NCBI's taxonomy places the organism in Eukaryota, Ciliophora, Oligohymenophorea, Peniculida, Parameciidae. The record is from RefSeq and is a predicted model, not a curated record. The transcript is spliced from 7 exons.
AUGGCAAGCGAGAGAAUACAUAAGUAUGAGGAAUCGAAAGGUGCAAAAUGCAAGCAAAAGAAUUGUUUUUCGAAUAGUUAUGGGAGUCCAUUUUGUUUGGUGAAGAAAUUCAAUGAUCAUAACAUUCUGAAGGAAAGUUACAAUAAGAUGAAUGUACGAGGAGAUGAGAAAUGUAAUUUAAAUGAUCGUCUUCAGAAAUAUAGAUCUUAGGCUUAGAUGGCAUUGGAUAAAUUGGAGACUGGUAGAUUACAAAUACCAGAAGCAAUUACUGAUUAGGUAGAUGUAGUAGAAGUGUUAAGAGGAGGAAGAGUAAAUGUAGCAUCGAAUUUAAGUGCGAAUGAAGAAAGCUUAGCAAUUGUGAUUAUUUAUUAUAUAUUUUAAUGGACCAAAUUGAGCUGUGAAGGAAAUAAUAGAGAUCUUAUCACUAUAUCAUUAAAUAACAACAGUAUGUAUUAUUUGGGAAAUACAAUUCAAUAGAGAGAUUCUAUACAAAAAGUAGUAUUAACCUUAAAAUCUUGUUAAGAAUACUUCAGCCAAUAAAAUUACGAUCAUUAUGGGGAAAUGGAUCUUAAGGUUUAGAACGUAAUAGAAGAUGUUCAACGUUUAGAUGUAGUAAAAAUGAAGAAGUCCUUUACAAAGAAGAUGUCAACAAAAUCGAUUCGAUUAUUGUCAAACAAAUUACGGAUAGCAUUAGAUAUGUUGGAGGGUGAUUGGAUUAGCAAGAAUAAUACAUCAUUCCAAUAUAAAUGGGCAUCAAUUAAAAUGAAGAAUAUUCAGCAAGUAAUGAAUAUGGACAUGAAGAAGUUGGAUAAAAAAUCACUUGAGUUAUUGAUCUGUAGGAUAUGCGAAAAAAAAGUACAAGCUUUUGAAAUGAAAAUUCAUUGUGAGGAAUGUCAAUAAUCUGCAGAGGCAAAGAAACGAAUACUAGAAUUGAAUUUGGAAAUGGCAAAUCUGUGCGAAGCAGCUUAUUAAGAUGAAAGAAAUGCUUAAGUUAAACAAGCAAAAAAUAAAAAAGUAUAAAAAAAUAAUAAUAAAUUCAGAAGAACCUAAACAUUCAACAUGGAUGAACAAGAGAACGAAUAAGAGUUAAUCAAUAUCAAUAAUGCUAUGACAAUAAUUAUUAAUUAUGCUGAUAAAAUAGUGAAUUAAUCUAAUGAUGAUCCUAAGUGUAAGAAUUAUCUGACUAAUUAGAAAAUCUGGUCAUCCUUAAUGAUCUGUCGAAUGCAGGCAAUUACAUAGAGAGUAAUGAAGCUAAGACCAUCAUAACGCGAGUUCAUAAGAGCAUCCUUGAUCGAAUGGAUUAUUUUAAGAAACAAGAAGGUCAUCACUAACAAUAUGACAUGA